AGAGCUCUCGAAGCUCACGCCAUUCUCUUCGCCGUUGUCCGCCAUGGCCGUGGCUCUCCAGAGCUUUGUCUCGCUUCGAAACCCUAACCCUAGUUCUUAUGGAGCUAUGACCCCGCGUCCUCUCUCUCGUUCUCCUCUUCUCCAAUUCGCACCGCUUCCCGUUCGCUUCAGACCUGGUUCUAUCCUGUCAUCCUCUUCGAAGCGAGAUAACAAGAUUUGUAUCCUUUCAUCGCCCCGCCUGAUCUCCAGGGUUUACUGCGUGUCUGCUCCUCAUGAGGAAUCGAAGCAUUCCGAUAUUGGUCCAGAAGAGAAAAGGUUUGAAAGAGAAUCUAAUGAGCCAGAAGAAGAUUGGCAGAAGAUUCUCAAAACUUUCAAAGAAGAAGCCAUAAAAAGGAAAAACACCUCGCUGGAUGCGUAUGCGAAGUAUUCCAAAGUAGCGAUGGCAAUAUUAAAAGAAACUUCUGUAGUUCUGAAAAUUCAAGCAGACCAGGCUAAAAAUGAUUUGAUGGAAAUAGUUCAUGAAAUCAAUGAAGAAGGACAAGGAUAUCUUUCUUCUUCUCCUGAUUCAGUAAAAGAAAUUGUGGAAGCAUUCUCAUCUCCCAAUGAUUUAAAAGAAAUUUCUAAGCUGCAAGAUUUUCAUGUUGGCAUUCCAUAUGGUUUUUUGCUUGCAAUUGGUGGUUUUCUUUGGUUCAUGUUGACUGGUAGUAUCUCAGCCAUUCGUUUUGGCGUUAUCCUUGGUGUGGCACUUUUCGCUUUGAGCUUGCAAAGUUUAAGAUUAUCGAAAAGUGGGCAGUCCUCUGCUUUGCUUUUGAAGUCACAAGCUGCAAUUGUAGCGAUUAUCUUCAUGAGGGAGUGGCGAUUGUAUUUUCAGAAGAGCUCGUUUCCAGGUCUAGUGAUGACACUUGUCAGCGGAGCAGUGGUAGCCUUCUACAUUUAUAAGAUUUUAACAAUUGACAAAGGUGAUGGUACAAAACUUGCAGAAUCCGAGUAAUAAGUGAUAAUAAUGAGGAAACAGCAGAACCUCUUUAUUUUUUAGGGAAGCCAAGAAUUGCCAUCAGAAGAGGGCGCCUGUUGCAGACAUCUGGUAAUAGCAGUUGAUUUUCAAUAAAAGUGUUAAAACAGGGAGAAGCGGCAAAUGUUUUUCUUCCUUAAUCUAUUCUCCCACUUGCUUGUAUUUUCUUUCAUUUAUGUUCUGAAAAUGAUAUAUAUAUAUAUAUAUAUAGACAGUACAAUCUUCAGAAAUGAAGUUAUCUGGGUCCAGAUUUAUAACAAAAGUACCAUCCAUUGUCAUCUACUCUUUGUAAGAAAAACAGUGGGCAUUAUCUUUAGAAUGUUUCCAUGCCUGCAAUUGCAGUCAAUUUUAUUUGUCAA
Molecule: messenger RNA, 1371 nt
Organism: Dioscorea cayenensis subsp. rotundata (Guinea yam)
Lineage: Eukaryota; Viridiplantae; Streptophyta; Magnoliopsida; Dioscoreales; Dioscoreaceae
Product: protein FATTY ACID EXPORT 3, chloroplastic
Exons: 7
Coding region: 44-991 (315 amino acids)
Cellular component (GO): membrane
Source: RefSeq, a predicted model, not a curated record